AUGGGCUUUGUGCAGCGCCGGCCUGACCGUGGUCGUGCUAUUGUUCUCGUUGUGGUCGGCGUUUCCUCCUGGCUUGGCCUGUGCCAAUUACUGCGAUGGUCGCGUGAGCAUGGUGUCGGCGGUGUCGCGCGUGGUGAAUUGAGCUCAGAAAUAUACCGCUCCCGGCGAGCGACUUGGGAUUGUGGCCACCGCGCUGAAGCCUGUGGCGCCAGCGCCUUCUGUCCACUUCGGCAACUGCGAACAUGCCCUCUGUCUACGCGCCUCUCCCGUCGACCUGCUUCUUUAGGCGUCUCCAACCAGUACUCUGGACUCAUGCGCUUGCACCGCGCCUUUGAGAACCCCAGCACGACGCUCAAAGCCAGCGACCGAGCCCUAGCGCGAGCCAAGGUCAGCGUGAGCGUCUGCGGCAAUAGCACAACAAGGUCCUUGCGAUGGACUUAA
Messenger RNA from Microdochium trichocladiopsis, 441 nucleotides. RefSeq lists its product as uncharacterized. The coding region runs from base 1 to 441 and encodes 146 amino acids. The record is from RefSeq and is a predicted model, not a curated record. The transcript has 3 exons. NCBI's taxonomy places the organism in Eukaryota, Fungi, Ascomycota, Sordariomycetes, Xylariales, Microdochiaceae.